UUUUUUGUCCAUCAUGCAAUUCUCGAUCGUGGUCGCUGCAACGCGCGACGCGCUUGGAAUCGGGCUGAACAAUCGUCUUCCAUGGAAGCUCAGCGGCGACAUGCAGUACUUCAAACGCCUCACUUUGGCGCCAAAUGCACACUCGGUCGCUCCAACUGCUACUGCUGCUGCUACCACCGCGUCGCCCGCGCCAGACCAGACCAUGGCAAGUCAAACCAGUGAUAGUCGUGUCGUCCUCGAGUCAGCCGUGACGACAACGACGACAACAACAGCAACACCGCCGAACGCGGUCAUUAUGGGCCGAUCCACUUGGACGUCGAUUCCCGCCAAAUUUCGACCGCUGCCAGAUCGGCUCAACGUGGUCCUGACGAGCAAUCCCGACGCCCGAAGCCUCUACGAAAUCCCAGAGCAUGUUCUCGUUGAGCCGUCGUUUUCGUCCGCAUUGCAGACGCUCGAGCAGCUGCACGCGAAUGGCACCGUCAACCAGGUGUUCGUCAUUGGCGGCGCGCAGGUUUAUGCGACCGCUCUUCAGUCGCCGCUGCUUCAGCGGAUUUACUUGACACAGAUCAACGCCGACAUCCAUUGCGAUGUAUUUAUGCCACCCAUUGAUCCGGCGUUCCGUAUUGUAGCGAGCGAGCCCCGAACGGAGAAUGGCAUCGCAUAUGAGUUUCAAGUUUUGCAGCGACAACCCUAAAACCUGGUUGUUUGAAGUGUUUGCAAGGAACUUGUCGUCUCGAGUACAUCCGUGUCUAGCUCCCAGAGUUACAAAAACAAAAAUCAU
This is a messenger RNA of Capsaspora owczarzaki ATCC 30864, 781 nucleotides long. Its product is annotated as dihydrofolate reductase. Gene Ontology annotation, molecular function: dihydrofolate reductase activity; NADP binding. Gene Ontology annotation, cellular component: mitochondrion. Bases 14 to 694 code for a protein of 226 amino acids. The transcript is spliced from 3 exons. Gene Ontology annotation, biological process: tetrahydrofolate biosynthetic process; folic acid metabolic process; dihydrofolate metabolic process. The record is from RefSeq and is a predicted model, not a curated record. NCBI's taxonomy places the organism in Eukaryota, Filasterea, Ministeriida, Capsasporidae.